Oncorhynchus kisutch (coho salmon) is the source of this 3126-nucleotide messenger RNA. Its product is annotated as metabotropic glutamate receptor 5. The record is from RefSeq and is a predicted model, not a curated record. Gene Ontology annotation, molecular function: G protein-coupled receptor activity. The transcript has 10 exons. NCBI's taxonomy places the organism in Eukaryota, Metazoa, Chordata, Actinopteri, Salmoniformes, Salmonidae. Gene Ontology annotation, cellular component: membrane. Gene Ontology annotation, biological process: G protein-coupled receptor signaling pathway. The coding region runs from base 48 to 2459 and encodes 803 amino acids.
UCCCAGAGCGGGAGUCAUUGCGACAGCAGUAUGCCCAGGACACUAAGAUGGGCUUUGUGAUCAAUGCCAUCUACUCCAUGGCCUAUGGGCUCCAUAACAUGCAGCGCUCACUGUGCCCAGGCUAUCAGGGGCUGUGUGACGCAAUGAGACCAAUAGAUGGCGCUACACUGCUGGACUUCCUGAUGAAGACCAACUUCACAGGCGUGUCUGGAGAGGGCAUCCUGUUUGACGAGAACGGAGACUCACCUGGCCGAUAUGAGAUCAUGAACUUUAAGAAGAUGGGCAAGGACUACUAUGACUAUAUUAACGUAGGGAGCUGGGACAACAGUGGGCUGAAGAUCGAUGACGAUGAAAUCUGGGCCAGCAAGGACACCAUCAUCAAAUCAGUCUGCAGCGAACCCUGUGACAAGGGACAGAUAAAGGUGAUCCGUAAAGGAGAGGUGAGCUGCUGCUGGACCUGCACUCCCUGUAAGGAGAAUGAGUUUGUGUUUGAUGAGUACACCUGCCGAGCCUGUGACCUGGGCUCCUGGCCCACCUUCCACCUCACAGGCUGUGACCCUAUCCCAGUGGAGUACCUGCGCUGGGGGGACCCAGAGCCCAUCGCUGCUGUGGUCUUUGCCUGCCUGGGACUUUGUGCCACAUUCUUCGUCACCUCCGUCUUCAUCAGGUUCCGGGACACUCCGGUGGUGAAGUCGUCUAGCCGAGAGCUGUGUUACAUCAUCCUGGCUGGGAUCUGUCUGGGUUAUCUGUGUACCUUCAGUCUCAUCGCCAAGCCCCAUGCUGCACACUGCUACCUACAGAGACUGGGCAUAGGCCUGUCCCCUGCCAUGAGCUACUCUGCCCUGGUCACCAAGACUAACCGUAUCGCCCGUAUCCUGGCUGGCAGUAAGAAGAAGAUCUGUACAAAGAAGCCCAGGUUCAUGUCUGCCUGCGCCCAGCUCAUCAUCGCCUCUCUACUCAUCCUGCUGCAGCUGGGCAUCAUAGUGGCUCUCUUCCUCAUGGAACCCCCACAGGUGAUCCACGACUACCCCAGCAUCCGGCAGGUCAACCUCAUCUGUUACACCACCAACCUGGGCGUGGUGGCGCCACUGGGUUACAAUGGCCUGCUGAUCCUGAGCUGCACCUUCUACGCCUUCAAGACACGUAACGUCCCAGCCAACUUCAACGAGGCCAAGUACAUCGCCUUCACCAUGUACACCACCUGUAUUAUCUGGCUGGCCUUCGUGCCCAUCUACUUCGGUUCCAACUACAAGAUCAUCACCAUGUGCUUCAGCGUCAGCCUCAGUGCCACUGUGGCGCUCUGCUGCAUGUUCGCACCCAAGGUGUAUAUCAUCCUGGCCAAGCCGGAGCGUAACGUGCGCAGUGCCUUCACUACGAGCACGGUAGUACGCAUGCAUGUGGGCGAUGGGAAGUCCUCCUCGGCUGCCAGCCGCUCCUCCAGCCUGGCCAACCUCUGGAGGCGACGCGGCUCCGCCGGAGAGACACUCAGCUCCAAUGGAAAGUCAGUAUCUUGGGCCCAGACGGAGCGGGGUUCCCGUGGAAACCACCUGUGGCAGCGCCUGUCGUUCCACAUCAAGAGGAAGGAGAAUAACCAGACAGCUGUCAUCAAGCCCUUCUCCAAGACCCCAGAGGGGCGCUACAGUGGGCGUGCUGACCUGCUCCCCCACAUGCCCUUGCCCUCCGUACCACACUCCCACUCUGAUGCAGACAAGACUCUGUAUGAACUCACAGAGGCAGAGGAGAGAUACCCCGAGGAGAGAUAUCCAAUCACCUACCGGCCUCAGACCCCUUCACCAAUCAGCACUGUCAGCCAGCGCAUGCAUGGGGCGGGACUAAGGGAUGAGCCACUUGUCAUGGGCGUACCAAGCUACCUGACCGGUGGUUCUGUCGGCGGGGUCGAUGUGUGUGACAGUUCUUUGAUGGAUCAGAUCAGCUGCGUGGUUAACCGUUUCACUGCCAACAUCAGUGAGCUCAACAGCAUGAUGCUCUCCCCGUCUCCCACACACUCACACACACACUCUCACACACACGCCCACACACACACCCUGACGCCCUCCCACCAUGCAGACCCCUUCCUCCUCCCCCGGGAGAUCCCCCUCCCCCCCACCAUGACCACAUACGCUGACGUCCAGCCCAUCCCCCCUGUAGAGUCCAACGUAGGUGGAUGCGCCUGCCUCGCUCACCCCCUGCCUCACCCUCACCCCCUGCCUCACCCUCAGGCCUCCCCAUCUCCAGUGCGACACCUCACUGCAGGGGCGGGGUCCCCUUUAAGGAGGGCAGAGCUGGAAGAGGAGCUAAUGAAUCUGACCCCGCCCUCGCCCUUCCGUGAUUCGCUGGGGUCGAGCAGUGGCUCCCCGGUCUCAGAGUCCACCCUGUGUCUGCCCCCGCCCUCGUCCCCUCCACCCAAAUACGAAAUGCUGACCCUGAGAAACUACAGCCAGAGCUCUUCCUCACUGUGAGAGAAGGAUGAGAGGAGAUGAGGAGAAGAGGAGGAGAGUGAAAGGACAGAGACGGAGAGGGGGGACAGAGAAAGAACAGUCUCUUGGGGGAGAAAAUGGAGAUGGCUGCCUUGUAAUAGCGGGAGAACGAGAGAAGAUUGGCCAGAUCCUCAGAGAGGUGAAAGCCCUGUUAGAUGGAGCGACAGGAACAGGACACAUAAUCGUGUGAUGUCAUUGGACGGUGACCUGCAGUGUUUGUGUUUACAUGUGUUCAGUUAGCAGCGAGGUGAAGUAUAAUAAAGUAUAAUGAAGUAUAAUGAAGUAUAAUGAAGUAUAAUUUAGGCAUCCAAAGCGAGAACAAGGACUACAAAAAAAUACUUUAGCGUUCUGGUGUUCAAAAGUAUGUCUCUCCUUAGAGGUGUGUUUGGUCUUUCUUUUGGUAGUGGCCUUAAACUAAAACGGCUGUCAACUAAUUAGAGAUGUUUAUUGUGGUAGGGGGCACCUGCAUAGAGACAUGUGGACCCACUGAGUGUCUAAGAACCUCUAACCUCACAGGACUGACCAGCUGCUGCCAUGGACACAUGGAAUAACUAUAAGGGCUGGGCAGAGCAGCUAUGUCCACUGGCGCCCCAACACACGCACACACACACACACACACACACACACACACACACACACACACACACAC